CGAGCACAGAGCAUAAUGAAAUUUGUCAAUCAAGUAUACUUGCAUCUGUAUGUCUUCAAUCAAGCCAUUGUGGGCUGUUUAAGCUUCAGAAAAGAACAGGAAAUUCACGGUUUACUCAGACAAGGUGUUGCUGUUGACAAUAUAUCAUCUCAGCUUUCACCAUGGGCAUCUGCUCUAUUUGAAUUUAUGCCAUCAUUUAUUAGGAGACAGCUGCUCCUUUACCCUGAGUCAGAUGACUCAGCACAGCUAUCACAGUUCACAUGGUACACAAAUGGGUAAAUGUCCUACAGGCAUACCAGUAGCACACCAACUCUGCUGUAGAAAGGGGAUACCCUUGGAAGGAGAAUCUUCUCCUUAGGCUCUUUAUCAAUAAUUUAAUA
Cajanus cajan (pigeon pea) is the source of this 380-nucleotide messenger RNA. The record is from RefSeq and is a predicted model, not a curated record. NCBI's taxonomy places the organism in Eukaryota, Viridiplantae, Streptophyta, Magnoliopsida, Fabales, Fabaceae.